Pseudonaja textilis is the source of this 803-nucleotide messenger RNA. RefSeq names its product 5',3'-nucleotidase, mitochondrial (gene NT5M). The record is from RefSeq and is a predicted model, not a curated record. Gene Ontology annotation, molecular function: 5'-nucleotidase activity. Gene Ontology annotation, biological process: pyrimidine deoxyribonucleotide catabolic process. NCBI's taxonomy places the organism in Eukaryota, Metazoa, Chordata, Lepidosauria, Squamata, Elapidae. Gene Ontology annotation, cellular component: mitochondrion.
AUGAUGUGCCGGGGCACCCGCAGCCUCCUCCGGCACCCGCAGCGGGUCCUGCGCGCCUGGGCGCCUCUGCUGGGCGCGGGCAUCGGCCGGGCGCAUUCGGGGCGCUCGGCUGCUGCUCCUCCUUCCCGGCCGCUGCGGGUGCUGGUGGACAUGGACGGGGUGCUGGCCGACUUCGAGGGGGGGUUCUUGGAGAAGUACCGCGCCCGGUACCCGGACCUGCCCUACAUCGCGCUGGACGAGCGGCGGGGCUUCUGGGUCUCGGAGCAAUACGGGAAGCUCCAGCCUGGACUGAGCGAAAAGGCUAUCAGUAUUUGGGAAUCCAAGAACUUUUUCAUGGAGCUCAACCCUCUGCCAGGGGCUGUGGAAGCUCUGAAGGAGAUGGCAGAAUUAGAAGCGACUGAAGUCUUCAUAUGCACGAGUCCCAUCAAGAAGUAUCGCUACUGCCCGUAUGAAAAGUUCGCUUGGAUAGAGAAGCAUUUCGGACACGAAUUUUUGGAGCACGUGAUUCUCACCCGGGAUAAGACCAUCGUCUCUGGACAUGUACUGAUUGAUGACAGGCCUGAUAUCUUAGGAGUGGAACGGAGUCCCACCUGGGAGCACGUGCUUUUCACCGCCUGCCACAACAAGCAUCUGCAGCUCCCACCUUCUUGCCACCGGUUGCACUCGUGGGCUGAUGAUUGGAAGGCCAUCUUGGAAAGCAAGCGAACUUGCUGAAGCUUGGAGAGUUCUCAGCAAGGCCAGCAAAGAGCGGGUCUGGUUGCCUGUGGCUAUUUUCUCGAGUUUCUGGCCAGAAGAAGAAGAAG